GUUUUAACCGUUGGGCGCUCGUUCGACUUCACCGUGCAUGAGUGGUGAAACGUGUAUGCGUUGUCUUCUCGUCAAUAAAAGGAAUAAAACAUCGUAUUAACAUGGAUUUGGACUCCAUGAAAUAUGCAGAGCUGCGAAACCUUGCUAAGGAGCUGGGCCUUAAAGCUAACAUGAAGGCUGAUAAACUCCGGGAAGCACUAAAGAAGCAUUAUGAACAACAAAAUGAGAAGAAGGAAGAGGAGGUGAUGGUGGGACAUGAAGAGGAUGCUCCACCUGUCCAAGAAAACGCAGCACAGGACCAUACUGAUGAACACAAGGAUGCGUCCUGCGAAGAGGCAGAAGUUGCCAGCACCGCUGUGUUUGUCAGCACACGUCGAGGGAAAGGCAACGCAACCAAGAGGAAGAUGUCUGUUCCUGUGACAGUGACUGAGUCUGAUGUCCAGGUGGCACCCACAGCUGCACAGGAUGACACAGGGGUGGAUGCAUCUACUGCAGUCAGCAGUACCAAAAGGAGACGAUUAUCUCCUAAGGCAGCUGAAAAAACUGAAGCUGAGCUUCCUGCCAACGCACCAGCCACCUGCACUGAGAAGCAGUCUGAAAUCAAAGUGGCCAAAGGAGGUAAAAUUCCUCGUUAUGAAAGUCUCCACAAGAGGAACAAAACUACGUUGAAGCCUGUAACUCCUAACUUUAAAAAACUCCAUGAGGCACACUUCAACAAGAUGGAGUCUAUUGACUCUUAUGUCCAGCGGAAGACCAAGCAGAUGGAGACUUACAGAAAUUCAGGCAAAGACCUGAAGAUGCUUUCAGACAAAACUAAACAACAGCAAGUUGAAGGCAAAACUGAAGUGGUGAAACAAAGUCGUAUGUCCCUGUUCAGUCCUGCCCCAGUGAAAAAAUCACAAGCUGAGGAGAAACGCAGACAGACUCUGCUCUCAGCAAGUAAAGCUCCACCGAAAAAACCUGCUGGCAAGGAAGAGGUUCCUUUCAGACCGACUAUCCUUUCCACUCGCAGGAUCAACGUACGGUUCUCAGAAGCCACUAAAGACAAUGAGUACAAAACAUCCUUGUUGAAGACACCAGCACGCAUGUCACCUUGUGUGGCCUCGAGCACCCCACAAAACAAGGCUGGGAAUGCGGUGAAGCCAAAUAAAGACAGGACUUCAACUUUCUCUACCACAAAAACACCAGGACCAUUUGUUUUCACUGGAAACACAAGUACAUCAACCACCCCUGGAACACAGAAGAAGUCGACCUUUGACCUGAAGGCGAGUCUGUCACGUCCCCUCACCUACAAGCCUCAUAAAGGCAAACUGAAGCCAUUUGGAGACGCAAAAGAAAAUGCAGCAGAAAACAAGUCACUGAUCUCAAACUCCCAUCAGAAGAAUUACAAACAGCACCAAGUCCAGACAAGGGAGGGAAGAAGAGCAAAACAAACUGAGGAUCGAAAGCAGAAGAAAGCGAGUAUGCUGGGGGCGAGAAGAGGCCUCGUCAUGAUGUAAAAAAUAUUGUUGAUGUUUGUACAGCUUGCCGAUCCACUGUAAAUACUGUCAUCUGCUGGUUCUCUUAGUGUUUUUUUCUUGUUUAAAUAGAAAAGCUAACUGCUUACAGCUUCUCUAUCAUACUUAGCGUGCAGUUUUUUUGUUUUACGUUAACAUUUUAAUGACAUUGAUCUGUGUAUUUUAAUGUGUAGAGAAUUGAUUUCUUUCACUACAAUUUAAAUCUUUGCCCUUUGAAGUUUUUUUUUUUUUUUUUUACUAUUUCAUGAAAGAGAUAAAGACGAUGGAAAAGAUUUACUUGUCUGCAUUCUUGGUGUUUUUUUACUCUGUUUUGCACUGUAGCCUUUUUACAAGUGUACUGUCAUGAUGUGGUUCUGUGAAAAUCAGAAUCCAUCUGGUUUAUUUACGAAAUUUAUUGAAGCACAAAUGUCAAGAACUGAAAUCAUUGAAUAAAUAUUUACCCAGUGA
Molecule: messenger RNA, 1964 nt
Organism: Sphaeramia orbicularis (orbiculate cardinalfish)
Lineage: Eukaryota; Metazoa; Chordata; Actinopteri; Kurtiformes; Apogonidae
Gene: nusap1
Product: nucleolar and spindle associated protein 1
Exons: 12
Coding region: 102-1499 (465 amino acids)
Biological process (GO): mitotic chromosome condensation; establishment of mitotic spindle localization; mitotic cytokinesis
Cellular component (GO): mitotic spindle; microtubule; nucleolus
Molecular function (GO): microtubule binding
Source: RefSeq, a predicted model, not a curated record